UAGAUGAAUCUUGCCGGUAAUAGCACACAUCAGCCACGGCACUGCGACUGACAGCACAGGCAGAGAGCGGGGGACUGAGCAGCUGAGCACAGAAUUGUACAAUGAGAGAGAGAGAGAGAGAGAGAAUAACUGAAUCAGAUUAUCAUCAGCACGUUGGAGAGCGCAAAGCACAGAGGACUGAGUGAGCGCAGGAAAGGAGGAGAAGAAGAGGAGAGAGGAAUACAGAUACAGGAUUGUGUUGUAUGGGGGGGGCAAAAGUUUCCAGCUCCCCAGGCAGAAAUCAGUCCUGAGGUCAGCAGUAGGGAGGAAGAAGUGGAGCAGCUGAGAGUUGGAGAGAAAGAUUCACAGGCACACACACAGCACAGCCGUGUGGAGAUCCAGGGGACACUAUUGAAACUUACUGACUCAAGGACGUAGCUUUGCUGUAACUCAUCAGGGUAAUAAUGCUCCACGCUGGACUAGGACUUCUCUGCAUGGCCAACUCAGGAGCAUGAGAGCAGACAUUGGACACCGGGCAGACGACACAUAGAGCCGGGAAUAUUGCCUGUGUCUUCCUUUUACUUACCCAAUACAGUUUAGUCGUGCCAUUGUUGGGGGGAUAGAAAGAUUCAGAGUUUCUGGGCUUGGAAAGAACCAGUACAGAUCAGAGAGGGAGAGAGGAGACUGCUGGAGGGGGAGAGUUGUGUCCUCUCAUCUCUGAGACAUGGUAGAGUGUGUUACGGUAGAGAGCCCCUCAGCAGCAGUGUUAGCCCAAGAGCAUGGAGAAGUCCAGCAGUGAGGAGUCAGCCAUUCACCGCAGCCCAUCCGUGGAUAGCCUCGACUCCGACUUUGUCCGCGACUCCACGUCUGGCCGCCCAUUCGGCGGCCGCGGCUUCACCGCCGGUGCGUUCUACGGCUCUACGGGGCCGCGCGGUACCACGGCACAGGGGCAGGUUGGGACAGCGGCUGACACCAGCGUCAACAUCGGAGGAGACAAGAGCAGCAAUAACAAGUACACGGCGCCCAAAGGCAGCAAAUACGUGGUCUUUUACCUGGAUCUAUCAUUUGUGUUCCUUUUAGAGUUCAAGAAGUACAACAUGGCACGGGGCUGUCUCUGCUGUUUGAAGUACAUGAUGUUCUUCUUCAACCUCGUCUUCUGGUUGUGUGGCUGUGGGCUGCUGGGUGUUGGCAUCUGGCUGUCUGUGUCCCAGGGCAGCUUUGCCACCUUCUCACCCUCCUUCCCGUCCCUCUCCGCUGCCAACCUGGUCAUCGCGAUCGGCGCCAUCGUCAUGGUGACCGGUUUCCUGGGCUGCCUGGGAGCCAUCAAGGAGAACAAGUGCCUGCUUCUGAGUUUCUUCAUUGUCUUGCUGAUAAUCUUGCUGGCAGAGCUGAUACUACUCAUCCUGUUCUUUGUGUAUUCAGAUAAGGUCAGUGAGAAUGCCAAGCAGGACCUGAAGGAUGGCUUGUCUCUGUACAACACAGACAACAACGUAGGCCUUAGGAAUGCAUGGAACAUCAUCCAAGCAGAGUGGAAGUGUUGUGGGGUGGUAGGGUACACAGAUUGGCAUGAGGCCCUCAAGGAGAAAAUGGUACCCGACCGCUGCUGCCAGGAGCACUACCAAGAAUGCGGACGCAACUCCACCAACAUGUUUUGGACAAGGGGCUGCUAUGAGAAGGUGGAGGAGUGGCUCGAUGACAAUAAGCAUCUCAUGGGAACCAUUGGCAUGUGCAUCUUGGUAGUGCAGCUCCUCGGCAUGGCGUUCUCCAUGACACUGUUCCACCAAAUCCAUAGAACGGGGAAGAAGUAUGACGCUUAGCGGGUGACAGACGGCACACAGUGAAACGAGCCCCAUACGCUGCCUGAUGGGAAAGACUCUGGAUGACCCCCUAUCCCCCCCUUACCCACUGCAUCACUAAGCCUCCCCAUUCUUCCCAGAAACCCUGUAUAGACUGCAGCUGUGUCACCCUCCUCCUCUGCUCUGUCCACUCCACCAUUCAUUUGCCAAAGAAAAAUGGGACUAGAAGACAAAAGGACAAAUAUACUUUUGGCAAGGAACCCUUAGGUUAUCGCUCUCCUCUUCAGAAGUACAUUUCUAUUUUUGGGGUGCUUGUACUAACAAUUUUGUGGGAAGUACGAAUUUUGUGAAACGACAAACGCUUUACUAAUACUCACAUCCCCCUGCAAGGCAAAGAAAGAGAAGACAACAAAACAGAUAUUGUAGUUCCCUCCUGGCUUUCAUGGAUUUUGUCGUGUUGAUUAUUUAUGUUAACUUUCCCUUGUAAAUGAUGAAAGGCUCCAACAUAGCAUGCUAGUUUUCUACUCCCUGGAACUUUUUGUUAUUGAAAAUGUCAGACAACAAUGUUUUUUUCCCCAUUACAACAUGAUUUUUUUUCUAAAUGUGUUCUUUAUGCUCAUAUGGAAUGGAGUGUUUGAUAUGCUAAGUCUUAUCUCUUGUCAGAGCUGUAAAAUGGAUGAGGCUGUGGAUGGCCAGAGGCCAGGGGUUAGGAUCAAGGUUAUAAUGCCAGGAGUCCUUAGUGUGUGGUGCUCUGGAUUCAGACAGGUUCUUGGAAUGUCAGGAAUGUUCUGUGAUAGGAAGAAUUACAAAUCUUGAAAUCAGUAGUCAUUUCAACCAAAUCACCCAGAUAACCAUCUCACCACGCAACACACAAAGAAACAUACCAGUGUUGUUCUCGUUUCAACUUCCACCUACAUUUACAUUUCAAAGUUUAGUCAUUUAGCAGACACUUAUCCAGAGUGAAAUACAAUUAGUGCAUUCAUCUUAAGAUAGUCUAUAACCACCAGUACUUCCAUUCUGAAAUCAAAUAAAUAGACGGUUACAAAAUGAAUGUGUUUAAUAUGGGCCCGUCAGGACUGACACAUAUCUGGUGCUCUCUCUCUCUCUCUCUGAGGGCUGAGACUAGUGACUGCAGCAUUAGAUCAGAUUGAUGGAGCUACUACUACAGUGGAGGCAGCGUGAGAUUUGAGAGGAGAGAGAGAACAGAACUGCUGGAUGGAUGGCUGCCUUCAAAAGUCUACAACAGCAUUGAUCGUCUGAAGAGUUUCUCUGCUGUUUCUCCUCUUGCACACCUGAACUCUUUAAAAAAUCCCUCUCUUUCUCCAUCUCCUUCUCUCUCGCUCUCUCCUCUUCCUCUCUCUCUUUCUUUUUACAUGUCAGAACGGCAGGAGAGAUAGAAACUCUUCGCAGUACACAUUUCCACUGACAUUCCUUCUAGACUAAGUGAUGAUGUAUCUAUCUAUACCUCUAGUCUGGAUGCUACUGCUGUUGUAGUUUUCAAAGCACAUCCCCUGCUUCAGUCUGUCACAGAGGGGGUGGAAGGUGAGGGAGGGAAUCGGAUUAAAAGGUGAUGCAGUGGUUUAGAUACGGCAAUGCGUCCUGUUACUGGCGCCACAACGUAGGUCAAUGGCUCAACCACAGGAGUCCUGAACAACAAGUGUAGUUCUGUUCAGGCCACUUGGAUAUCUACACUCUAAACUACUUAGGAGGGCUUUACCAACAGGAUCAUGUCCAUUAGGCUCCAUCAAAACAGAUCAAAACAGUGUGGGACUACCUGGAAACGCACAUUUUCCAAUGCUUGCCCUAAUGAACGCAACCCAGUUUUCCUUUAACAUGUCAUCGUGCAGAAGAAGAGGGAACUUUAUGAGGCGUUCACUGCCAACCGUCUGCUUGUAGUAAUCGAUAAACUGAUUCAUCAUUAACAUGCUGAACUGGCUUAAUGUUUACUGUACUUUGGGAAAUUUGAUAAGAAGUUAGAUAAUCUGGCCCAGAAGUUGCAAAGAUAAAAAAUGUUAUCUUUUUAUUUUUUUGAAUUUUACCCCUUUUUCUCCCCAAUUUCAUGGUAUCCAAUUGUUUAGUAGCUACUAUCUUGUCUCAUCGCUACAACUCCCGUACAGGUUCGGGAGAAACGAAGGUUGAAAGUCAAGCAUCCUCCAAUACACAACCCAACCAAGCUGCACUGCUUCGUAACACUGCACCAUCCAACCCGGAAGCCAGCCGCACCAAUGUGUCGGAGGAAACACCGUGCACCUGGCAACCUUGAGUGCACUGCGCCCGGCCCGCCGCAGCCAAACCCUCCCCAACCAGGACGAGGCCAAUCACCCCACGGACCUCCCGGUUGCGGCCAGUUACGACAGAGUCUGGGCACAAACCCAGAUAGUCUCUGGUGCAGUACAGCGCCCUUAACCACUGCGCCACCCGGGAGGCCCAAAUAAAUGUGAUCUUACAAAUGUAAGAGGGUUAGGGGCUAGGAUUCUGCUUGGGAUAAGAAGUGUAAGAACUCUGACACUGCAUUGCUGCUACAUGAAUAAUAAAGGGGAAGUAAAGGUAAUGUAACCAAACACAGCUAACUCAGAGACACUGCUGCCUAGCUUUUACCCUCUCCGUCUGCAGCAAGGAUCAUCUGCAGGAUCAUCUAAGAUCAUUAAUUAAGGCUUAUUAGGACAUCUUUAUUUGAACAUAUUGGGAUGUACAUACCCUACAUAGUGGUAGAUUGCAGUAGAUGCUGGUUUGUGUGUAGCUGCGUCACAGGCUCAGUUGGUUGUUGCUCACCUUUACCUCUGAUUCACCAGAUGCCCCUGUCAUACUCCACAGGGAAAACAUGACAGCUGCUGAUGUAAAGCACAGGCUUCACAUCCCCUCAGCCUGGGUGCAUCCACAAACAGUCGUCACAAUUUAGCGCUCCAGCAAAUUCUGCAAGGUACAUGCCAGGAUAGACAUUUGUAGCGACGUGACAGUUGUUUUUGGUCCCUUAAGAACUUGCUUGCUGUAGAGUGUAGACCUACAUGUGUAUCCUUUGUACCUCCCUUGUAAAUCCUUGCACCCUCUCCCUUGAGUAAGAUUGGGUGGUGGUGAGGGGCGUUUUAUUUGUCACUAUGCUUGCUCCCAGAAGUAAUACUGCAUCUAACAUCAUAGACUUAACUGAUUAUAUCUGUGAUCAUUACUGUAUUGUAAAAGUCUGAUAUUGCCACAUUGUGUGAACUGAUUUCGGGUGGAAUGGUUUGAUGUUGAAUGAAAUGCAGAAUAGCCUCUUCAGCAUGAAGAUAGAUUGAUAUAUAUUUAAAAAUCCUGAAGACGAACCAGCUUCACACUGUUUAUAUGUCAGACGUGGUUCAAGCAUCAUCUCAAAAUCCCAAACUGUUUUUCCGUUGUCAUUCAUGUAACGUGUAACUGUCACUGCCCUCUUUGAAAUGUCAGUUUUCAACCAUUCAGAAAUGUUUCUGUUCUUCUGAGGGAAUUCAUUCAUGUCUUUGCUUCUCUCACAUUCUCCCAUCGUCAAUUGGUUUCUCAGUGUUUUAACAAUUGUUGUUUGUUCAUGUUCGUAGGGGUGCAGUAUAAGAAGGCCUGUUACUUUAACACAAAUUGUUUUUGUCUCUUGCUUUUAUACAAUAUGCUGUUUUACUAUGUUCUACUUGGCUUUGUUUUGUCUGAAGCUCACUGUCAGUUAUCCGGAGAACAUAACAUCAUUAGUAUUUUAUCCUCGGGAUUAUAAAAGGAUAGUUAGACGGGAGAGUUGAAGAUAAAAGAAACUCUCCUGUUUAAGGUGCAACUAAACCACCUUCCUGUCUUAACUUUGCCACAGGCAUUUAUCCAAGUCCCGUUUUGAGGGAGGAACAUGCAGUCAGAGUAGGACGAUAUACGAAGAUCUUUUAAAUUAAGAGUGCUAUUCUAUUAUCUGCGGUAUGUCUUUAACCAUGCCUGUACCACUUUUAUAAAUGCCUGCCCAACCUUGCCCUGUGGAAUGUGUUAAAUCUCAAAUGACACUGACUAAGCAACAUAAUUCCUUUUACUGCAUUAAGCUUAUGCUAGUCCUGAGUGUAAAUAAUCACAUUUCACAAAUGAUCAACUGUUGCAGUUGCACCUCUACAGUAGGAAGGAACUCAUGAACCUAAUACCUAUUGGCAUCAUUUGAUAUGAAAUGAAAUUCUAAAUGACAGCAGGAUCUUACCAACUAACACCUACGCUCUCUCUGACUGUAUAUUUUUGGAAAUCAUUUUCUCAGCUGUAUGGGUGUUAACUAAUAUCCUACCCAUUAAUUGUUAUUUUAUUAAUAUUUUAUUCCUUUGAUAGUUUGUUUGAAUUUGUACAUUUUCAUUCAGGAGCAGUGUAUAUGAAAUGUUCAUAUGUUUUUUGAGGUUAGUACUGUAUUCAUGUUUUUACACUAUUGCAGCUUGUAGUGAGAGAUACAUUUCAUGCAUGGAUUUGGAAUGAGCAUUAAGUAUUGACUCUCUUCACAUGGAAACACUGCCACAGACUAGAGACGGAAAGGGAAGAAUGGUUGUUGGGGUUUUGUCGGCUAUGAGGGAAUUUGAAAGGAAGCAGCUCAUUUCUAUCAACCACCUUUGACAUAUUUUUAUAAUCUCUUCUCUAAUCCCCCACCACUAAAGCUGACUAUCUGAGCUGUUCUGAAGUGUAUGCUCUUGAAUAGUGUGUUUGAUGUAGUGUCGUGGCAAACGGCAGUAUUAUCUGCUACAUGUCAGCCUUGUUCUGUGGAGUUUCUCUGCUACAUGUAAAAUCACUCUGAAUAUAAGGUGGUGCACUACAUUUCAUUCUUUAAAUCCUGCUAUUUUUGAAAUAAAGGAAAGUGUGUCGCAAAAUU
This is a messenger RNA of Oncorhynchus keta (chum salmon), 6594 nucleotides long. RefSeq names its product tetraspanin-9. The record is from RefSeq and is a predicted model, not a curated record. NCBI's taxonomy places the organism in Eukaryota, Metazoa, Chordata, Actinopteri, Salmoniformes, Salmonidae. Gene Ontology annotation, cellular component: membrane. The coding region runs from base 759 to 1796 and encodes 345 amino acids. The transcript has 7 exons.